Molecule: messenger RNA, 2815 nt
Organism: Geodia barretti
Lineage: Eukaryota; Metazoa; Porifera; Demospongiae; Tetractinellida; Geodiidae
Source: the annotation of a GenBank genome assembly
ACCUGGCGAUGGCCGAAGAGUUUGUCCUUGAUAAUCCCGAUCUAAAGCCUUUCGUGCUCUCUGAUGUCCAGCUAACUGGCACAAAAAUCGGCGGCGGGGCCUAUGGCAGAGUGGACGAAGUUGUGAUACCAGUUGCUGCCGCCGCCAAAACCAUCUACACUUUCUUGCAGGAGGGCAUAACAGACGAGAAGCGCAUUCCCAAGGCUGCAACCCAGUUUGUGAGGGAAUGUAAACUAAUGAGCUCCCUCCGUCACCCCAACAUCGUUCAGUUUCUCGGCCUCUUUUUCUUUUCAAACUCGCAGUUGCCCGCCCUGGUGAUGGAGAGAUUGGUCACGAGCCUUCACGAUUUGCUAGAGCCGGAAACGAGUAGUAUAGCGCUCGGCGGAUCAACCGGCCCAUUGACGUUUUUUACCGUUGAUCUGAAAUGCUCUGUUUUGCGCGAUGUAGCCAGUGGGCUGGCCUUCCUGCACGACCAAAAGCCUCCCGUUGUCCACCGCGACCUCUCAGCCCGAAACAUCCUAUUAAGCUCUGAUAUGAAUGCAAAAAUAGCUGAUCUAGGUGUUGCUCGUAUCGUACCACGCAUGAAAGCUGUAGCGACUAUGACAAAGGGGCCUGGAGCUAUAACUUAUAUGCCUCCAGAGGCCUUUGCCCCUGCUUCCACAAAACCUGAAAACUCCAAAUACGACUCCAGCAUUGAUGUAUUUUCUUUCGGAAUUGUCAGCAUUUUCACAAUUGGCGAAAAAUUUCCCUGUGAUCCACUAGAGCCUACGUACAUUGCUCAAGAAAGUGGCUUGCUUACAGCUCGAACUGAACUACAGAGACGCUGUGAAUACAUGCAAAGUGUAUACGACAAGCUUGGUUUUAGAGGCCAGAGUCGUGAGGGCCACCCUCUCGUUCGGUUAAUCACACAGUGUCUGCACAAUGUACCUGAUAAGAGACCAAGUAUCACAGAGGUGCAGCACCUUUUGGAAGAGGCUAGGGCAUGCAUUGGAGGCUGUCGGAGUGAGGAAAACAAGUCUCGGCUCAUUAGUGCCCUUCAAAUCCAUUCUACAAGCCAGAAUUUAGGACAUAUUCUCCAAGACUUGGUUAAAGAGAGUGCCGGUCAUCAGUUGUCAGUGUGGACAAAGGAAAAGGAACUAGUUGAAAUUCAAGAGCGGCUAAAAGCAAAGGACGAAUUGCUACAAUGGAGUGAGAAGGAGAAGCAGACAAUGAGAGAACAACUCACAGUGAAGGAAGCAGAGUUUAGACGAGCAGAGGAGACAGUUAUGCAAGAACAGCAGCGGGUAUUGGAGAUGAAACAGCAGGAGGCUGAGAGAGUGCAGGCCAAGGAAGAGGAGCUGGCUCAUACACAGCAGCAAUUAAAUGAGAAGGAAGAUCAACUAAAGUCCAGUGAAGCAUUAGUGGCCAACUUGCAACAUCAACUACAACAAGCAAAGAUUCUUGCCCCUUACAUUAUUAAAGCUAGUGGACCUGGUCUAGUAUCAGCAACUGUCAAUCAAGCAGCACACAUCCUUGUUGAACUGAGUGAUUACAGUGGUAGACCAUACUCACUUCAUCAGAAUAUCACCGCCACACUUGAGCACGUUUAUGAAGCAACACCCACUAGUAGUAAAAGGUGGCUAUGGUCCAAGAAACCACAUGGCAACAAUGUAGUUGUGGUUACUGCAUCACCCUUCCAAUAUGAUGUGACCUACACGGCAGCGAAACAAGGCAAACACACACUCCGUGUUAAAGUUGACAACAAAGAUAUUGAUAACAGCCCCUUUGAUGUGAUGGUAUAUGCUCAUCCAAGCCAACUCGGUCAGCCAAAGAAGGUUGUGGCAGGCUUAAGCACACCCUACGGGAUUACCUUUAAUAAACAAGAGGAGAUGAUUGUCAGUGAAAUGGUUAGUCACAGAAUAUCUGUCUUUGACCGCAGAGGGCAAAAGGUCCGAGUUUUUGGAUCAAGGGGUGAUGCUCCACAUCAGAUGAAAUACCCCAGAGGUUUAGCAAUCGAUGAUGCAGAUAACAUCUACGUAACCAGCGAACACAGGUUGCAAAAGUUCACCACUGGUGGAGAGCUACUGAAAUGCAUUGGCCAGCGGGGCAAGAAGGAAGGAGAAUUUGAUGAUCCACGUGGCGUUACAGUUCGCAACAACAACGUAUACGUGUGUGACUGUGAUAACCAUCGAAUCCAGGUGUUUUCCAUUAACUUGAACUUUAUCCGAUCUAUCGGCUCACGUGGCAAUGGAGUCGGUGAAUUCGAUGCACCAGAUGGCUUAAAAUUUGACACCGAUGGUAAUAUGUAUGUCACCGAAUCUGGAAAUGAAAGGGUGCAAGUAUUAGAUAGCACUGGCAAAUUUUUACGAGAGUUUGGCCGGGAAGGGAAGGGAAAGCUGGGCAGUCCGUCGGGCCUUCACAUUGCCGACAAGUACGUUUAUGUUUGUGAUCACGGUGAUGAUCGUAUUGUAGUGUAUGAGGCAUCCGGUCAUUUUGUAACCUCAUUUGGAAAACGUGGUGUCAAAGAGGGAGAGUUGUAUGAGCCACGGUGUAUCACUUCAUGUGCUAAUGGUUUUAUAAGUGUAUGUGACUUUACCAACAACAGAGUUCAGAUAUUUUGAAUUUUUUUCCAUGGUUGUGCAAGCAUAUCAUGUACACUAUAAUAUCAAUUUUUGGCUGUAACCUUCUAGGGUGUGAUAAUAAUUUUAUGUCCUAUUUUGGGCUAAAUUAACUACCAGUUAUAUAUUUUGUUCGGCUGUUGUUUAUGCAUUCUAUAGGAUGUCACCCAAAUACAUAAAUGUAAUGUAAACCACUUGCUAAACUUGCAUGUAUAUAG